AUGGGAACGUUCACCGUGAGAAAUCUGCGAGCUGACAUACAGAACGUCUCCAUGAGGCAAAGUCGAGCUCUCGGACCCAGUCUCGCGCGCUUUAUUGUUUGCUACAUUUGCGCUUGCGCGGUAGUCUAUUUCUAUUUCCGGUAUUACUUAACAGACGAGAGAGAUUAUGGUGUACCUAUUCCCGCAACUAUCAUUCACGAAAAUGCAUUUCGACCGCUAAAGACAUUAUCGCCUGAAAAAAUUUCAUCCUCGCCAAAUGAAUUAUUUGAGAAAUUGCAGAACAAAUUGAGGGGUCGAAAAUUAAGACCAGGUGUUUUCGGAAUGGUGAAUAGAUACAGUUGGCGAGAGUCAAAGGACAAGAGUAUUGAAAAAUCCAAGGUUUUAUCAAUUGCUUCAAAAGGUGGAGGAAGUGCUACAAGUCAAUUUGAUAACUACAGCAGCCAUUCAAAAAACUAUACCGAAUAUUUCAAUAGCAGGAAAAAUGAUUUGCCGUUUGAAAGGGAUUCAGGACGUAACGUGGAAAAUAUUUCAACUCCGGUUCCAAUUUCUGAAAAGGAGAACUUUGAUCUGGACUUUAUAGAGGUAAUUCAGGGCGACACUAAAGAUUCGUUCGUUUCUCGUCAAUUUCAAGAUUUCCGACGCCAGUGGUUACGUCAGCGUCGCGCACGCGUAGACUGGCAGAGUAUGAUUCAACCGUGCGUUGACAAUAUGGCCUGGGGACAAGUAAAGAGUCACUGGGGCAAACAAAACAGAACUAACGCAGUUACCAGUGAUGUGAUAUUUUGGGACAUAAAGCCUGUGGGGGAGUUUAGCAAAAUUUUCAUUCAAUCAAAGACCUCAGAAAAUAGAACGAAAAUGAUUGGUGGAGACACUUGGAGGGUCUACCUACGUGGCCCAGCAAGCGUUGCGGCGACUGUUUUUGAUCACAAUAAUGGAACUUAUGAAGCUCUGUUUCUUAUCAUGGAACCAGGUAUCUAUCAGUUGACAAUUUACCUGGAUUAUAGUCUAUGCGAUGGAUUCAGGGACCCACCGCGUGACUGGUUCAUAAAAGGGAAUGCUCAGGGAAAGUAUCAGAAAGAUGGGCUUCUGGGCCCUCUGGACGACUACUUGAUACAGCCCCUUCAGAAUGGGAAUCCUAUCAUUAUAAAUGUACCAGAAUCACGGCUCAACAUGUCUCUGCUAGAACACCUCAGGAAGGAUCUGGACUCGUGCAAGUACACCUGCGGUCACUUAUGGGAUGGAUUUGGUCGAUGGAAAAAUGAUGAGUGGAAGCCGUUUCUUGAUGAUUCUUAUGACUGGUCGAUGCCACAACAGUACCAGCCGGCUGGUUUUCUUUGGGUGUACGGGGAUUCUCUUGCUGUCCGCUUGGGGAACUCUGUUCAGUCGCGUGGCCUUUGUACCCGUCUUUACUGGAGAUGUUCGCAGAGUUACAACUGGAUAUACCCUGUGAUGAGCGAAGCUUUAAGUAAAGAACAGAACGAUGAUUUAGACUUCUCAUCUGAAAAGGUUAUAGGAACCAUUGUAGAUGUUUUGCGGCGGCGCGAGAUGCAACGGAGGGACAGUGUUCUACUCAUAAACCUCGGAAUUCAUUUUCCGAUUAGUAUCAAUUUUACAACAUUCCAGAGGCUUGUUGGAGACCUUAUAAAUGUCUUGAAGGAAACGAAAAUCGACUCACAGGGAAAUAGGGUUCCAAAGUAUCCUGCAAAGGUUAUUUGGAAAUCAUCGACAGCUAUUCACAAAGAAAAAGUGGAAAUAAAAAAUAAGACUAACUGGAGAUUCUUUACUACUCAACGAGUUCUUCUGUUCAGCACCUACGCCAUGUCGGCCAUGUGUCAAGCGGGUUUUGACGUCAUAGAUGUCUAUCCAAUGACCGACUCGUAUCCAAGGGGUACGCUGGAUGAGGUUCAUUAUCCCGACAGAGUUUUCCAUCUAAUGGAGACAAUGCUGGAGAAAUACAAGACAAAUGGCAAUAUGCGAGUGAACAUCGGGGAGGGUGGUAUUAGAAGAUGUCUUGGUUAGAACAAAACUAUUCUUGUACUGUUUCUUACGAAAGAUAAUGGUAUUUGUGUGAUCGAGAUUCCACCGCCUUGCUUUUGGGAGACUGGUACGUGACUAUGUAUCCGUGCUAUCUUCCAGGCCUUCUCGGUCAACCAUCAAGGUGCCUUUUUGUUUUGGAACAAAGAGACAACUGUUUUGCUAUGGAAAGUGGGGUCUUCACAUUAUUGCUAACUGAUUCAGUCGUAAAAGCGACGAAAGGUCCACAAUAUGAAGUCAAUAAGGUUACUAAGAGGUGCUGUCAUGUGAAAUCUGGCAUGAGCCGCAACUAGCGCUAAUGAAAACUAAGAACUUUCGGCCAUCAAGCGAUUAAACAUAACUACCAAACUGAUGCGUGUUAGCC
Molecule: messenger RNA, 2398 nt
Organism: Pocillopora verrucosa
Lineage: Eukaryota; Metazoa; Cnidaria; Anthozoa; Scleractinia; Pocilloporidae
Source: RefSeq, a predicted model, not a curated record